Molecule: messenger RNA, 610 nt
Organism: Dendrobium catenatum
Lineage: Eukaryota; Viridiplantae; Streptophyta; Magnoliopsida; Asparagales; Orchidaceae
Exons: 3
Coding region: 69-305 (78 amino acids)
Source: RefSeq, a predicted model, not a curated record
GUCCUCAUUAGAGCCAACCAUUCAUAUACCAAGGGAAAGUUACAGCAGAACUUCAAAGAGCAGCGAACAUGUCAAGGCUCGCUGCUUCACUCAUCAUCCUCUUCAUUCUGGUUUUUGUUUCUUUCUCAUCAGGUCAUGUUGAAAGCACGAAGAGCAAAGGCGGUGUCGAGGAUAUAUAUCAAGUGAAUAAGGUUCACGGAAGGAAGUUUUUGUUGGUUAUGAAUGACUACGACUAUGGGAAAGCCAACCCUAGGCAUGACCCACCACCCAAAGGAAAACCAGGGCCAGGCGGCAAAAGCCCAUAGCUCCUUCUACCACAAAUUAUAUUUUGUCUGGGAUAGUUUUCUUAUUACUUUUUAAAACAAAAUUUUAGCAUAAAAAUUUCUUUAGAACAACAAGAAAAUAAUAACAAAAAAUUAUCCCAAACAAAAUCUUAACUUUCUCCAUCAUCAUUGUAAUAGAAGCAGCAAUAACCAAAGGCUAGAGACAAAUCUAUUUACCAGCCUGCAUUUAUCAUCUUAUAGGAAAGCGUUGUAACAUUGGCUCAUUUUCACUUGACUUUCCCACUUUGGAAGAAAUGCAAGAACUUAAUUGAAAGGCUUUUUCUCCA